Molecule: messenger RNA, 2904 nt
Organism: Prorocentrum cordatum
Lineage: Eukaryota; Dinophyceae; Prorocentrales; Prorocentraceae
Source: the annotation of a GenBank genome assembly
CGAAGCGUCUCUCCCUCGUGCCUCGCUCUUUCCGCGUCUUCGAUGAAGACACGAGCAAUGUGUUUUGCACAUCAGCGCAUAAUCCUGGUCAGUGCCAGCAAGGGGAAUCGCAUGCCACACUGACUCCCUGCGCUGGCACACAGAACAAACAUCGACGCCAUACAAAACAUCAAGGACAGGACCGAUCCGCUAGCCUUUGGCAACGACAUGUCGUCACUCUCCUGAUGGCAUUGGACCCACCAUCUGACGGUUCAAUCACCCUGCUCUGUUAGGGAUGGCCGCUAUACGAUCUGCAAGUCGAUCAAGCAUCAAGUCCUCAGCCGAGGUGGGCAGCCCUUCAAAUACGCCCUGCAUUAUCGAGCAUUGCGUGGACAACCUUACCGGCGUGGGCCCGAGUCUCCCCGAAGGCGGACGCUCGAGGCCGCGGGCGCACGGCUCGAGCGCUGCCACGAUCCGGCGGCCCCCGGGCAGCCGAAGACAGCAUGGCUGGCACCUGGGCGGCGCGCGGGUCGUCCUGAGCAGGUCGAGCAACGUCGACGAGCACAGGGCGACGAAAUCUACACAUAGCCACUGCCCCCCUGGCCAGGCGGCCAGCGGGCCAUCCUGAGCAGGUCGCGCACAUGUGAGAAGGUAGACAUCCGGGCGGCCUGUGGAUCGCCCUGAGCAGGCCGGGAAACGUGGACGAUCGGGCUGUGAGAAGGUAGAGCACGAGCUGGCGGAAUACAAGAUGAUACCAGGGCCGUGGAGGUCGUGAUGUAGCCGCCGCAGGCUUCAACUCUAGGCAGACUCAGAAGCCCUGACUUCCACCUCUUGCCCCAGCUUCGCGCUGCGGUACAUCGCCUCUAUCGAAACGACCGUCUUGCAACCGACAUCAGCAUCGGCUGCAUUGAAAAUGUUUUGGCCAAGGCAGGCGGCGAUGAGUGUCUGUACGGACUCGGGGCCGUUACCCUCCUUCUCAAAGUUCUCGAACUCGAAGCCUGGGAACUUCUCGUUGUUGCCGUCGUGGCGCUGCAGGACCAGUCCCUCGGACACGCACGAAUUCUCUCCCGACCCUGUAGAUUCGACAAUGUCACCACUAAAAAGAAGCAUACCCUCUGUACCGAUGAUCUUGUUGUCGACCUUUUUGCAUGAACCUGGGAUGUCGCCUAUUCCCUGAACGGAGAUCGUGGCACCUCCCGUGCAACGAACGGUCGCAGAAUCGUAUAUAUCGGCUCCAGUCGUUCCAGAAUAGCUCAUGUGACAAAAUACGCUCUUCGGCGUCAGUCCAGUGACCAGGUAGACCCACGCGAACGUAUGCGACAGUUGACCCCACGCAAAGCCAUUCCCAAGCAUUGUGCCAGUAGGUUUGACCCAACCUACAUUCGCUGGAUUGUGAAACAGCCAUGCCAGAGGGCUGAAUAACGCGCAACUUACGUGCUUCACUUCGCCAAUUCUGCCACCACGUACAAGGUCAUGCGCUCGCUUAGACUGCUGCCGGAAGUUUGCCGAGUUGUUCACCAUCAAAGCCUUACCGUACGACGAUGCGGCUUUGGUCAACUCGAACGCUUCGAAUGGAUCCGUUGUCAUCGGUUUUUCUAUCAGGAUGUGCCAUCCCGCUGACAUGGCUUUCAUGCCAACUUCGUGAUGACUUGCAUGCGAAGUGCAAAUAAUGAUUCCGUCCACCAUCCUAGCCACUUCCGAAGCGAGGAGGUCGUCCAUGCUGCGAAAGACAGGAACGCUGUACAACUCGCGCAGCUCAUCUGUUGUUUUGCUGUCGCCCUCGACACACUUCGGAGCAGGAUUGGGUUCGACGAUGGCGGCAAUCUCUGAGUUUGGGUUACGAUGAAGGUGUGGGAGGUGCCACCCUUGCGACCACCAGCCUGCACCACACACUACGAUCCUCGCCUUCUUGGUGCAGUCUGUCCUCGCUUUCUUCGGCGAGGUCUCAUCAUUUGCCGUGGCCAUUGCAGCCUGCGCACCUCGAAAAACAACGGCGCCCUGAUCCAGAUUGCUGACGCAGAAGAACAACAACUGCAGCAGCUGGGGAGACAAACGUGGGAGGGAGGGAAAGGGAUUCCGAAGUCCUCACCGUUACGGACCGCAGCACUCAACACGACUCAAUAGAUCCACCUGACACAGCAAGUUGCUUGAAACAUAGGAUGUGUACAGCACGUCGUAUCAGCUCUCCUCGCAAAGCAGAAAAAGAUCACGGGCAACCGGGCUGAGAAAACGUUUUUCGGAAGGCAAUGCGGCAUGGUUCAAGUACCUAUCGGAGAUCGCGCACGCGUAGUUCAUUCCUCCCGCGUCCAUCCGACUCCUGACAUCAUCCUGCCUGUUACACUUCACUCAUACUGGGGAAGGUGAACAAACGAAUGAUUCAAAUGGAAGUUCUGAUUCAACACUGUCUGCGCCGCCGGAGCCCAUGACGGUGUCCAAGAUAUAACAAUGACGUGUUCCCCGGGCAACACAGCCCGAUGUGGUAAGCUGUUCCGCGUGCGCGUGGUUAUCCAGUAUGAGGCUCUAGCUGUGGGCAUGUGGCGCAUAAGUGACAUAUUCCGUGUUGGUCAGCCUCGCACGGUCUUGGGCCACCAACCCUCCUUGGGCAGAAUCGUGCGAAAAUUCCCCCGAAAAUGCUCUUCCCAAAACAGUCCAUCCACUGGCGGGCUGUUGAUUGAUGUGGUAGUGGCUUGGCAUUGGACGUCGGAAUCUUCAUCUGCCCUCCAUACUCUGCACGAAGGUCCCCCGAACAUGUUUUUAGCUGUUGGCUCACCAUGUCGCAAAUGUCGCGCGCACUCACAAGCACAUGCCCGAGCUAGUCCCAGCAGCUCGACCACCACUGUCUCGCCCGAUCGCUCCCUCGCCCAGUACAAGCAUCGAGGCGGACAAGGCAGCGCCACGGCAUGCCCGCCAUCGUGUUUCGCCCCC